AUGAUCGUUGGCGCCAUGUGUGCUGUCACUGGAGUGCUAACCAUCUCACUUCCGGUUCCUGUGAUAGUUUCAAACUUUUCUAUGUUCUAUUCGCAUACCCAGGCACGCUCUAAGCUCCCUAAAAAGCGGCGACGCGUUCUACCCGUAGAAGCAGUUAGACCUAAGCUGCCAGCACAUAACAAUCUCUGCCCAACUUUAGCAAGCACGUCUGUGAACCCACUUUUUAUGACUUCUUCAGCCGGUGGAAUUUUUAGCUGCGGGGGAUCCAAUCUUCCUUCUGUAUCAGCUUCUGUUGUCAUGGCUCGUCAAAGAGCUCAAAAUAACAAUAACAAACUGCCGAACGAAAACACGUGUAAGUUAAAUUGA
This is a messenger RNA of Protopolystoma xenopodis, 366 nucleotides long. The record is from the annotation of a GenBank genome assembly. Lineage: Eukaryota; Metazoa; Platyhelminthes; Monogenea; Polystomatidea; Polystomatidae.